AUGGCGUCCGCCGACGCGGAGAAGACUGAGAACAAGAUUGAGGGCACCAUCGAAGCCGCCCAAGAAUUACAAGAAGACCCUCAAUCCCAUGUCAACCCAGAUACAAUCGAGAAAAAGGUCGUCGAAGAAGCCCGAGAAGCUGGUUCGGCAGCAUACCAAUUCGACCCCGAUGCUUCACCAGAAGACAAGGCCAAUGCCGCCAAGGGGCGACUGCCGCCUGAUUUCCACCACCCACAUAAGCCGCAGGGCAUUGCGGUGGUCACAGAUAAGACCGAUGGAAAAGCAGACUAUGACCUCCCUGCGCCGCAAUCUGUGAAUGCUAUUAUGGCCGAAGACGCGACGAGAGCGGAGGAGGGAAAGCCGAUCGAUGAAGAUCUCCGAUGGGCGCGCGAUCGCACAGGUUGGGCACCCAAGUUUGUCACGGAAAAGCCUGAUGGGCUUGAUGAGGAGGGCACUUUGCUCGAUCAUCAGGAUUUUCUCGAAGGUCGGAUUCCUGAUAAGUUCUUUGGCGAUUGGUAUCACAAUGCGGCGAUUAUCGUCUUUGCCUGCUUGUCUUCUUGGCUGAUUGCCGUGCUGGGCGGUGGUAUCGGAUGGGUGCUCAUGAUUAUGGCCGCUUGCAGUACCUACUACCGGACCUCGAUUCGUCGCGUGCGCCGCAACUUCCGUGAUGAUAUUAGUCGGGAAAUGUCCAAGCAGCGCCUCGAGACUGAUACCGAGAGCUUGGAGUGGAUUAACAGCUUCCUCGUCAAGUUCUGGCCUAUCUACGCCCCCGUUCUCUGUGAUACUAUUAUCAACUCGGUCGACCAGGUCCUGAGUACCUCUACCCCCGCUUUCUUGGAUAGCUUGCGUCUCAAGACUUUCGUCCUCGGUACCAAGCCUCCUCGUCUCGAGCAUGUCAAGACAUACCCCAAGACAGAGCCGGAUACCGUUAUCAUGGACUGGAAGUUCAGCUUCACUCCUAAUGAUACCAUGGAUUUGACUGCCCGCCAGUUGAAAGAUAAGAUCAACCCCAAGGUCGUGCUGGAGGUACGUGUCGGAAAGGGCAUGGUCAGCAAAGGUCUCGACGUGAUUGUCGAGGACAUGGCUUGCUCUGGUCUUAUGCGCGUCAAGGUCAAGCUCCAAAUUCCCUUCCCCCACAUCGAGCGCGUGGACGUCUGCUUCUUGGAUAAGCCCGAACUCGACUACGUCUGCAAGCCUCUUGGUGGUGACCACCUUGGAUUCGACAUCAACUUCAUCCCCGGUCUGGAGCACUUCAUCAAGGACCAGAUUCACGCCAAUCUGCAACCCAUGAUGUACGACCCUAACGUGUUCCCCAUUGAAAUCGCGAAGAUGCUUGCUGGAAACCCUGUUGACCAGGCUAUUGGUGUGGUGGCUAUCACUCUGCACGGCGCUCACCAGCUCAAGAACCCGGACAAGUUCUCUGGUACUCCUGACCCAUAUGCCGUGGUUUCUUUGAACAACCGCACCGAGCUUGGCCGCACUAAGAUUAUCCACGACACCGACAGUCCCCGCUGGAAUGAGACCAUCUAUGUAAUUAUUACUUCCUUCUCCGAUGCUUUGUCUAUCGCCGCCUACGACUGGAAUGAAUACCGCAAGGACAAGGAAAUGGGUACUGCCAGCUUCGCAUUGGACAAGCUCGAACAAGAGCCUUCUCACGAGGGUAUUUAUCUGGAAGUGCAGGCCAGUGGCCGCCACCGCGGUGCGAUUCAAGCCGACAUCCGCUUCUUCCCCGUUCUCGAGGGACGCAAGGAUGAGGCUGGCGUGGCUGAGCCUGCACCCGAACUCAACACCGGUAUCGCGCAGUUCACUAUCGAGCAGGCUAAGGACCUUGACGGAAGCAAGAGUCUGGUGGGCAAGCUUAACCCCUACGCUGUUCUGCUCCUCAACGGAAAGGAAAUUCACAUUACGAACAAGCUCAAGCGGACCAACAACCCUAUCUUCCAGAAUGCCUCCAAGGAGUUCCUUGUCACAGACCGCAAAAACGCCAAACUCGGCCUUAUCCUCAAGGAUGACCGCGAUAUCAUGCAGGAUCCCAUCAUCGGCCGCUACCAGAUCAAGAUGAAUGACAUGAUCAAGAUGAUGGAGCGUGGCCAGCAGUGGUUCCAUCUCCACGGCGCGAAGGACGGCCGUGCUAAGAUGACCCUUCAGUGGAAGCCCGUUGCUCUGGGCGGCAUCGGUAGCGCCGGUUACGUUGAUCCCAUCGGUGUCAUGCGCUUCCACUUCAAGCGUGCGUCUAACCUGCGCAACCUCGAGGCCAUGGGCAAGUCUGACCCCUACGCUCGCGUGCUUCUUUCGGGCAUAACUCGCGGCCGCACUGUCACUUUCCGAAACAAUCUCAACCCCGAAUGGGACGAGGUUGUCUACGUGCCUAUCCGCAGCGCUCGUGAGAAGUUGACUGUUGAGGUUAUGGACGAGGAAACUAUCAACAAGGACCGAACGCUUGGUUGGUGUGAUCUUAAUGCUUCGGACUUCGUUCGUGAGUCUGAGAGCGGCGAGUUUGAGAUCGACGAUGAGAAGCAGGCUAUUACUAGCCCUUUGAAGAUCAGUGGUGGUGUUGCCAAGGGUGAACUCCACUACACGGUUUCCUUCUACCCCACUGUGCCUGUCGUCAACCCCGAGGACGAGGAAGAGGAAGAAGAGGAGGUUCCAGGUACUCCUGGUCCUGACUCUGAGUUCCGCAAGAGUAUCGACUCCCGGCCUAAGACUUUGCACACCAAGUCUGCUAGUGUGGACUCGAAGGCUUCCAAGGCCUCCAAGGCCUCCAAGGCUUUGUCUAAUGGCACUACUCCUAACGGAACUAACGGUACCGGCGAGCCGGCUACCAACGGCCGCACCAGUCUGGAGACUAAUGGGUCGCGCCCAAUGACUGGUCCCCAGUCUGAGACUGCGUCUCUCCGGUCGAUCAAGUCGAUUCCCCGCACUUUCGUCAGCGUGGAGGAUCUGGCGAAAUAUGAAUCCGGCUUCAUUGUGUUCAAGUUCCACGAGGGCCAGCUGGCUCACCAACAUGUCCAGCUGGAGGUUUUGAUGGACGACUACAUGUUCCCCGCCUAUGUCUCAUCCAAGAUUCACACCACGACCGCGAAGUUCACCGACGUCGGAGAGGCCUUCGUCCGCGAACUCGAGUUCUCCAAGAUCACCCUCCGUCUCGUCAACAAGGAUGACCCCAAGGAUUCUAGCGAGGAGCACACCGUCGCCAAGCUUACUGGUGACACCCUGCCCACCCUCAUGCGCAUGCUGUACACGCCCACCGAGCUUGUCCUCCGCUCCAACGCCGGCGAGGUCAGCAAGGUCACCGUCAGCGCCCGCUUCAUCCCCACUCAGAUGAAGCUCGACCCAGUGGAAAGCAUCAACAACAUGGGUACCCUCCGUGUGGACGUUCUCGACGCCGCUGAGCUGCCCGCUGCCGACCGAAAUGGUUUCUCUGACCCAUACUGCAAAUUCCGUCUGGCCGACGAGACCAUCUUCAAGACCAAGGUCCAGAAGAAGACCCUCCACCCGGCCUGGAACGAGUUCUUCGAAACACCAAUCAAAUCUCGUAUCGGUGCUAACUUCCACGUCGACGUGUAUGACUGGGAUUUCGGCGACAAAGCAGACUGGCUGGGCGCAACUCCGAUCGACCUUGAAGACCUGGAGCCCUUCACUCCCAAGGAAAUCACCCUCCCUCUGGACGGAAAAUCAGGCGUCAUCCGCCUCAAGCUUCUGUUCAAGCCAAGCUACGUCGUUCGCUCCCGUCAAGGAUCCUCCACUUUCUCAGGAACCUUUGCGGUACCCGGCAAGAUCGUCGGCGCACCCGUCAAGGGCGUAGGCUUUGUCGGUGGCAACGUAGUCCGCGGAGCCUCCUUCGUCAAGCACGGUCUCAUGUCCCGUUUCAACAAAGACAAGAAUAACGAAGACGCCAGCUCCAUCAUCGAGGAGGACAAGGACCGUCUCACGCCCUCUGCCUCCAUCGCCGACGGCGCUUCGUCCCCCAACACCCCUCAAAAGGAACACUCGCGCAACCGCAGCACAGCCUCGCAAUUCGGUGACCGCCUCAGCGUCAUCGGCGGCGUCGGUGCCGGCGACAAAGGAACAGCAAACAUCACCCUCGUCUCCGCAGCCAACUUCCCCACAAACGCCAACCUGCGCAUCCACGUCCGCAUCAUCGGCUCCAAGGGCGCAAAGGAAGUCCACAAGUCCAAGGCCCACAAGAACACCGCCGGAACAGUCAACUACGACGACUCCUUCCGCGUCAACACCACCGCCGACGCCCAGUACCAGAUCCGUGUCGUCGACCACGCCACCUUCGGCUCUGACGAUGUCCUCGGCGAAGCGCUGUUCUUCAUUGACGACCAGGGCUCCGUCGCCGGCCAAGAUAAGCUCGUUACCGUUGGCGACGGCGUCGUUACGAUCCGCUCUAGCUUUGCGCCUGCUGAGGGUGCCCUCCGGCCUACGACUAGUGGGUCUACAGCUGCUGAGGAGGAUGUCUCUGGGAGUCCGGAUUCGAGGAAGUUGCCCAGGAGGAGCUUUUUGACUAAGAGGAGUGUUAGUGGAGUUUGA
Penicillium soppii is the source of this 4536-nucleotide messenger RNA. RefSeq lists its product as uncharacterized. NCBI's taxonomy places the organism in Eukaryota, Fungi, Ascomycota, Eurotiomycetes, Eurotiales, Aspergillaceae. Gene Ontology annotation, molecular function: lipid binding. The coding region runs from base 1 to 4536 and encodes 1511 amino acids. The record is from RefSeq and is a predicted model, not a curated record. The transcript is spliced from 4 exons.